Molecule: messenger RNA, 1074 nt
Organism: Abrus precatorius (Indian licorice)
Lineage: Eukaryota; Viridiplantae; Streptophyta; Magnoliopsida; Fabales; Fabaceae
Product: WAT1-related protein At3g28050-like
Exons: 7
Coding region: 1-1074 (357 amino acids)
Cellular component (GO): plasma membrane
Molecular function (GO): transmembrane transporter activity
Source: RefSeq, a predicted model, not a curated record
AUGGAACUGAGACGCUAUUUGUUGGAAUGGAGUCCAUUCAUAGCUAUGGUCAUUGUGGAGUGCCUCGACGUGGGGUUAAGCACGUUGAGUAAAGCUGCUAUGUCAAGAGGAAUGAACCACUUCGUCUUUGUUGUAUAUUCCAAUGCUCUUGCCACUUUGAUCCUCCUCCCUUCCUCCUUCAUCAUCAACAGAACACCACCACCCCUUUGUUUCUCGCUUCUCUGCAAAUUCUUCCUCCUUGGCUUCCUUGGCAUAACUGUCAUGCAGAAUUGUGUUUUCACUGGAAUUAACUACAGUUCUCCCACUCUUGGAUCUGCUAUGAGCAAUUUGACUCCUGCUGUCACUUUUCUACUAGCAGUCAUCCUCAGGAUGGAGAAGUUGAAUAUUGGAAGCUCAAUAAGCCAGAUCAAAGUCAUGGGCACAGUACUGUCGAUCUCUGGAGCAUUGCUCGUGACUCUUUACAAGGGCAGUCCCAUUAUCACCUUUCAAAUUCAACCCUCUCCAUUAAAACCACUCCCAUCUUUGUUGGUUAAAACCAGUAAUUGGGCCAUUGGGGGUCUCUUUCUUGCCGCUGCCUCGCUAUCUCUUGCAGGCUGGAAUAUUCUUCAGGCAACAGUUCUUAAAGGAUAUUCAUCUCAGUUGACAAUAGUAGCUUUCUAUUGCCUGUUUGGAACCAUUCAAUGUGCAACAUUUUCUCUGAUUGUAGUCGGAGAUCCAAAUGCUUGGAAUCUAAGGCCUGACAUAGAGCUCAUCGCCAUAUUGUAUUCAGCUAUUUUCGGAAGUGUGGUGACAUUUUCUGUACUGACUUGGUGCAUAAAAAGGAAAGGACCUGUAUUUGUUACCAUGUUCAAGCCUGUAGGGAUUGCCAUUGCUGCCUUUAUGAGCGUUAUCUUCCUCGGUGAGACACUCCAUGUUGGCAGUGUCAUUGGUGCCCUAGUAAUCGCCAUCGGAUUGUACGCAGUAUUGUGGGCACAAUCCAAAGAGAGAAACAAGGAAGGUUUCGAAGUUGAUAGACUCCCAUCCCUGUCUACCCAAGCAAGUCCCCUGCUAGAGUCCCGUGAAAGCAAUGACUAA